Durotheca rogersii is the source of this 657-nucleotide messenger RNA. RefSeq names its product ETC complex I subunit conserved region-domain-containing protein. The record is from RefSeq and is a predicted model, not a curated record. Bases 1 to 657 code for a protein of 218 amino acids. NCBI's taxonomy places the organism in Eukaryota, Fungi, Ascomycota, Sordariomycetes, Xylariales, Xylariaceae. Gene Ontology annotation, biological process: electron transport chain. The transcript is spliced from 3 exons.
AUGGCCUCCCUCAGAAACCAGGCGGCGACCGCUCCCCGGCUCCUCCGCACCGCGACCCUCGUCCCGGUCCGCCAGGCCGUCGCCAUGUCGCAGCGGCGCCUCUCGUCGUCGGGCGCCGGGGCGAAUUCGGGCGGCCCCCGCCAGAGCAGCAGCGCGGCCCUCGAGCCGUCGGCCGCGCCGGAGGAGCGGCCGCGCAACGCCCCCGACUACGGCGCGCCCAUCGACAGCGCGACAUCGACGUUCACGCCUGUGCCGAAGCGCGUGAUGGACGGCACCAACGAGGACGGCGUUCUCCCGGCGGCGCUCAUCUCGGGCGCGCCGAUGGAGCUGCAGGCGCGGGCCGUCCGGAUCUACCAGCCGUCGAAGCCGGCGACGCAGUCGGGGACGUGGGGCGCGCACCACUGGCGCAUGGACUGGGACGUGCUGGCGCGCGGCCACCGGUGGGAGAAUCCGCUCAUGGGCUGGCAGUCGUCUGGCGACUACCUGCAGGGCACCAAGCUCGAGUUCCGCACCAAGGAGGACGCCAUCGCCUUCGCCCGCAAGCAGGGCUACGAGUACUUCGUCCAGGAGCCUAACGUCCGCACCUUCGCCCCCAAAGCCUACGCCAACAACUUCCUCUACUCCCCCAAGAAGCUCAAGCUCAUCCGCGCCAAGUAA